Ochlerotatus camptorhynchus is the source of this 3955-nucleotide messenger RNA. RefSeq names its product facilitated trehalose transporter Tret1-2 homolog. Gene Ontology annotation, molecular function: sugar transmembrane transporter activity. The record is from RefSeq and is a predicted model, not a curated record. Gene Ontology annotation, biological process: transmembrane transport; carbohydrate transport. NCBI's taxonomy places the organism in Eukaryota, Metazoa, Arthropoda, Insecta, Diptera, Culicidae. The transcript has 8 exons. Gene Ontology annotation, cellular component: membrane. The coding region runs from base 990 to 3635 and encodes 881 amino acids.
GCGGGUUGCAAAGACGUUAGGCGCGUGGAGAUCCUGUUUACGGUGUUGUGUGGCUGUGUAGUAGACGAGCACAGCACAGCAGUUACUGACACACCACGUGAAGACCGAUACGAAGCCGAAGAGUGGUCACCAUAGAAGCAACCAUCUUCAACCAAUGAGAUGAAAUCAAAAGACUGAAAGCCAAGGCAAGUUAAGUUGCCUCCACGCGCGUAAGCUGAAAUGGGUGAAAUUUGGUGAAAAGUGUUCAAUAAAUAGUAGCUUCAGGCUCGGUCGGAUUUAGCAUCAUUCGGCCGCCGAACAGAACCAUGUUUGUGUAGCAUAUUCAAGUGUAAACGUCCUACCUCCAAAAUAAUAGGAUGUUCAAGAAGAAAUUAAAAGUUCGAUUUUUUAUUAGCUGUUAGCUUGUACGUUUCUCAAUCUUCGAGCCUCUCCUUGUCGUUGUUUUCGCGUGACAGAAGCUGUGAAUAUAUAGUGAAUAGUAGUAUAUUCCAAAAUUUAUAAGCAAAUUCCCCCCCCCCCCCCCCGGUGCAAGUUCUGAUUGUGCGUGCGUGAAUGGGUCCGGUGCCCCAAAAAUAGCAAUCAAUUUCCGAUCUUAAUCCAGUUCUGGGGCACUCCAGAAGUGGCUGGAAAUGUGAGUGUGCACGCGCACUGGAUCGUAAAAAAGUCCGUAAUUCAAUUUAAUAAAUAAGCAAGCAAAGUAUAGCAUCAAUAAAGGUGAUAGAGGCAUAAAACGGGGGCGUACGUGCGGCAAUUUUACUCCUCGGUUGCCAUCGGUCGUGCCCCGCAGUGUAAGGAAGAUAAAGCGCGUUUCUUGUGGAUGUGAGGAGCUGGGCUCUGCCAAGGAAAAAAAAGGUGAUAAAACGUGGUGUUUUGUGAUAUCGAAAUUCUAAAUAAAAAGGAAAAUUUCCACGGGAAGCGUUCAGUGGCUGGGAAAUUAUCGCAACGAGAGUGUGAGAGUGUGGUAAGGGUGCAAAUAAGCGGCAAUCAAAAUGUACGUCGAGUACACGGAUCGAAGGAACAACGAACGUGAGGCAGCGAUGGCGGGCAGCAAGUUUAUGGUUUCACACCUGCAGCGCCACAACAACCAGCAGCAACCCCAUCCCCUGGAGCCGAUAGACCCACAUCACUAUCCCGUGACGCAACGAAUUCCCCCGCCCCGAUCCAGCAAGCACGGGAAGCAUUCCGGGCUAGGUGCCAAUUCUUCCAACGACCCCUCCAGUGGGUACAACAACUACUACUCUGGUCAGCAGCCCAGACCGGCACCCAGAGCUCUUGAUUACCAGAAACAGUUGCUGAACAACCAUACCGGCCCGAUUGGGAUACUGAAAAACAACACCACCAGCAACAAAAACAGUGGCAGUAGCGCAGCCAAUAUCAGCGGCACCAGCCACUCCCAAAGGCGUCCACUGAUUUACGAGUUGAAACAGUAUGAGUAUUUCAACAACCCCACAAGCUACAAGCAUCCGCCUCAACCGCCAACUGUCAAGAACACCAACAGCGUGCUCCAGCAGCACUACAGUGGCCAGAACUACAAUAUCAAUUAUAAUCUGAAUUUUACGAAAAAUCAAUACAACAUACUAAUAUCGCCACCAACGACGACGACGACGCCCGGCCUGACGAGCGCCGGUGCAGCGCCACCAUACGACGAGAACAAUCACUACAAUAGCCAUUAUCAGCAGUAUCAACAUCAGAACAACGUCAGUAGGAACUACAAAAACAACUACCAUAGCACUAGCGCCACCAAUCAUAAUCUCUACAACAACUACAAUCAGUAUCUUAGCAAUCAGCAUCAACACCAGACCAAGGAGUCCUAUCUGGACGAGAAGCCACCGCUUGUAGUAGGUGACAUCACGACGGAAGGCGGCGACGGUGGCACCUGUGGCAAAAUGCAACGCGAGGAGAUUAUCAUCGAACACAGUCAGCUGGUUGGAGACCGAAGUGGACCAGGCGCUGUCAUACACCCCGCAGCCGGUGGUGGUCCCGCUGGACGGGAACCAUGCGCGGGAGGACAGCCAUUACUACGCGGUAAAGGUGGCAAGCUGACGGCCAUCAACCUGACGCAUCAUUGCACGCAGAUAAUCGCAGCCCUCGCAGUAUCAAUCGGACCGCUGGCGGCCGGCCUGGGGAAGGGCUACUCUAGUCCUGCCAUUGCUAGUCUCCAGGACCUACAUCUACGGCAACGAGGCAACUAUACAGCCUUCCCCGUCAACGACCAGCAGGCAAGCUGGAUUGCCAGUCUUUCACUUUUGGGUGCUCUCUUCGGCGGCAUGUUCGGUGGCGUCGCCAUGCAGUACGGCCGGAAGCGGGUGCUAGCAUUGAUGUCGUUGCCAUAUUCGCUUUCCUGGAUCCUGACGGUGUUCGCCAAAUCGGUCGAGACGAUGUUCUUUACCGCCUUCGUCGGGGGAUUCUGCUGUGCCAUCGUGUCCACCGUGACCCAGGUGUACAUCAGUGAGAUUUCCUCGCCGGACAUCCGGGGCUUCCUGAGUGCGAUCCAGAAGAUUGCCGGCCAUCUGGGAGUGCUGAUAUCCUACGCGCUCGGAGCCUACCUGGACUGGCGGCAGCUGGCGAUGCUGGUCUCGGCGGCGCCGAUUAUGCUCUUCAUAUCUGUGAUCUAUAUACCGGAAACGCCGAGCUUCUUAGUGUUAAGAGGUUGCGAUGAGGAAGCUCAUCGCUCGCUUCAAUGGCUUCGGGGUCCACAUAAAAACGUAGAGAUAGAACUCGACACCAUCCGUUCGAACGUACGUACAUCGAGAAUCAACCUGCUGAACCGGAUGUCUUCGGUGGCAACGAACACCCCGGUGUCAAACGGAGGAGGUCAACAGCUACCGACAGACAGCCAACAGCAACAUCAGCAGGGAAGUCGCCUCGGCAGCCGACUUUCACAAUUCGUGCGAUCCUGGCAGCUGCCAAGGGUUUCCUUCGCUGCCAUCGUGUCCAACGUGAAAGCCGUCAUGCGGAACGCUCGCCUGGUGAAACCCGUCUCCAUCACCUGUGGCCUUAUGAUCUUUCAACGAUUCACCGGUGCCAAUUCGUUUAACUUCUACGCUGUGAGCAUCUUCAGCAAAACUUUCGACGAUUUGAACCCGCACGGGGCAGCCAUCGCAGUAGGCUUUGUACAGGUGCUCGCCUCCAUGCUGUCCGGUUUGCUCAUCGACAUCGUCGGCCGGAUACCGUUGCUCAUAGUGAGCAGCGUGUUCAUGUCCCUGGCCUUGGCCAGCUUCGGCUCGUUCGUUUACUAUGGGCAAACGAACAAAUUGCUCGCCACCUACGAUCUGGACACACCGACCGAAAACAACGACUGGAUACCACUGCUGUGUGUUCUAGUGUUCACCGUCGCCUUUUCGCUGGGCAUUUCGCCUAUUUCGUGGUUGCUGGUUGGUGAGUUGUUCCCACUGGAAUACCGAGGAAUUGGUAGCUCGAUUGCCACCAGUUUCAGCUACUUCUGCGCUUUCCUCGGUGUCAAGACGUUCAUGGAUUUCCAGGCGGCGUUCGGUUUGCACGGUACGUUUUGGCUGUACGCGUGCAUAUCCUGUGUGGGGCUGUUCUUCGUCAUCAUGGUCGUUCCGGAGACCAAGGGACGCGAUCUGGAGGAAAUGGACCCGAAGUACGUGCGAACGCUCACGAUAAAUCGAUGAGAUAUGGGAACGCACGUAGAGUAUCUAGUAUAGUAUUUAAUGGGCCCUCGCGCGCUAUCUUUCCCUGUGUCUUUUAUUGUUUAUUACUGCUUAGGAGUCAGCUUCCGCGCUGUUAUGUGUUCACAUUCGUUCGGUGCAUAUGCAAUGUUACUUAAGUUGAAUUGAAGUGCUUAGAAUGCUACUUAUAGAACACAGAGGAACAGCUGAUGAAUGGAAGAGUGAGAAAUGACUGAAAGUUGUGAAACAAUAUUUAAAUGUUCCUAAAAAUGACCGCGAAUGCGUGUUAAGAUGAGAUAGUUAUUGUUGUAUAUGUAGAAGAA